AUGGAGUACCAUACCAACCCAAGCGGCACCUCGACCUUGACUGCCACCAGAGAGACCGUCAGUGCCCCCUGCCAGUAUCCGUCGCCAGGCACAAAGACACAGAACGGCCAACGACGGGCUCCACGCGCCCUAGGCCGAAGUUUUGACCGCCGGGAGAGCGACGACGAGCUCAACUGGCACUUAUGCGACAGCUUCCCUGGGUACAGCGGUCCUUUCGUGCAGUUUUGUGCAUGGGUGCGGCGCGGCUCCGGCGACGGGGACCUGUGCUACUACCUCGGUGGUAAUGUCUGCUCCAGUCCACUGUUCGAUGCCAAAGGUGGCGGUGUUGGAGGCUAA
Molecule: messenger RNA, 336 nt
Organism: Pyricularia grisea
Lineage: Eukaryota; Fungi; Ascomycota; Sordariomycetes; Magnaporthales; Pyriculariaceae
Exons: 2
Coding region: 1-336 (111 amino acids)
Source: RefSeq, a predicted model, not a curated record